Molecule: messenger RNA, 1179 nt
Organism: Oikopleura dioica
Lineage: Eukaryota; Metazoa; Chordata; Appendicularia; Copelata; Oikopleuridae
Source: the annotation of a GenBank genome assembly
AUGAAAAUUCUUUGGCCCCUCUUUACUGCAGUUCUAGCUCAAGAAGGGGCUUUUGAAGGAGAUGAAGGUGUUUAUGUCAGACCGGCGUUUGGACCAGAAAUCAGAGGAAGAAUGCAGGCUCCCCGGCCGACUUUGAGACCCGUUGGUGGAGGAAAACGACCGAUCAAGAAAGUAGCGCCAAAGAAAGUUGCAAAGAAAUCCCCAAAGAAAGUCAUCAAGAAGAAGCCAAUCAAAAAGGUGCCAAAGAAGAAAGUCCCUCCUCGACCGAAAACGACAAAGAAAACAACAACGACUACCACCACGACCACCACAACUUCUACGACAACGACUGAAGAAACAACAACAGUUCCAGCAACGACUACAGUAGAGACCACAGAAUCGGUUGUUGAAGAACAGAGAGAAGUCGUCGAGCUUCCAGAGAUCAAUGAGGCAAAAGGCUGGAAUACUUACAAUCAGUACCCAAAUAACUACAACAACAACCAGGUCCAAAAUGUCGAUCAAUACAUUACCCAGACGGCGCAGGGAUACGCUGCUGGAGAUCCCCACUUUAUGGUGGAGACAGAGGGCCAGCCGCCAAUUUGCUUCGAUUUCAACCCGCCUAUGGAUGCUGAUUUGAACUUGUUUUCAGACCCAGAGAGUGGCUUGAUGCUCACAGCGACGUUGGAGGAAAAUGAGAAAGGCGACGAGUUCAUCACUCAAAUCCACUUCCGAUCGCCGGACGGCUCUUUUCUCAAAUUCGGACUCAAUGGAGUCAUGGAAGAAGGCCUCGAUGGGGAGCGAGGGAUCGUUUCUGACCCUCUCACUGGGGAUCAGAUUUAUGGAGACUUGAGUUUCUUCUCCAACUGGAAUGAAAACGGGCUUCAUGAGCAUACAAAAGUCAAAGUCGAAAAUGGACCAACUUUUAUCGUUCGAUCGAAUCUGAUCCACAGAAAUCUUCAGGUUGCUGUAUCAGAUGCAGCAGGCGUUUCAAGCCGAACCAAGGGCGUCAUCGGCCUUUUUACCCGACCCAACGCCUAUUUCGUCACAGAAAAAGGCCCCACAGAAGACGAAGAACAACUUGCCUCAGUUACCAUCAACGGACACGAUUUCAACGCCCUCCUCCAGAGAUUCCACCACACAGAAGCGUGCUGGGUUAUUGCCGAAAUGGACGCUUUGGAUAUGCUCGCGAUUUUAGCUUGA